GAAAGGGUGAUGGACACGAGAGGUCCUCACAAGGAUAGCAAAACCAAACGUGCGUGUGUGUGUGUGUGGGUAUAAAAUGGACAGAAACCACAGAGGCUUCAGACUUCCUCACAGCUGCUCACCAGUAACAUCAGACUGCACAAACAGAACCUUCCCAUGGAGCCUUUCGACUACGGCCUGUUGGACGGCUUCCUGGACUACGACAGGAACGACACGGAGAUUCCGCCGCCGGUCUUCCUGGAGCCCGGCCUGCUGCCGCAGCAGGUGGUGUCUCUGGUGUGCUACGGCGCCGUGCUGCUGCUGGGCGUGCCGGGGAACGCCCUGGUGGUGUGGGUGACGGGCUUCUGCAUGCCGCGCUCCGUCACCUGCCUCUGGUUCCUCAACCUGGCGCUGGCCGACCUGCUGUGCUGCCUGUCCCUGCCGCUGCUCAUGGUGCCGCUGGCGCACGACGACCACUGGCCCUUCGGCCCGCUGGCCUGCAAGCUGGUGAAGCCGGCCAUCUACGUCAUGAUGCUGUGCAGCGUCCUGCAGCUGGUGCUGAUCAGCCUGGACCGCUGGAUGCUGGUGAGCCGGCCGGUGUGGUGCCAGAACCACAGGCGGCCCCGGGGCGCUGCUCUCCUCUGCGCGGCCGUCUGGCUGCUGGCCCUGCUCGGCAGCGUUCCCCACUUUGUCUUCACCAUGGAGAUCAGCGCCGGCACCAAGAAGAAGGAGUGCCUCCUCAACUACUCGUCCUCCCAGCAGAAGAUCCUCGUCACCUGCUACAACUUCCUGCUGGGCUUCCUGCUGCCCCUGCUGGCCAUCCUGGGCUCCCACUGCAGGGUCUACCAGAAGACGGAGAGCGGGGGGUCGCGCGGUCGCCACCGCUCCAGGAGGACUCUGAGGAUCAUCGUGGCGGUGGUGUUGAGCUUCUUCCUCUGCUGGUUCCCUCUGCACCUGGUCAACCUGGCCUCGCUGGGCGGGGCCUCCGCCCGCGGCCCCGCCCUCUACAUGGCCCACGUGCUGGCCCUGUGCCUGGCCUACUUCAACAGCUGCCUCAACCCGCUGCUCUACGUCUGCCUGGGCCGUGGCUUCAAGGACAGCGUCCACCGCUCGCUGCGGAACCUCCUCCACUUCAUCAACGAAGAAACCACCGUCAAGCACAGCGUCAACAACAACGACGACAUCAACGAGACCAAGACAUCCAGCCUCGGCCGAGAGAUUCACCGACUCUGAUUUGGGCCCCUAGACUCCAAGCAUUUUCCUGUGCAUUUUUGCUACGAUACAUCUCGUAACCGGCGACCGUUGCAGCUGUGGAACACCCGCGUCUCGUGAACACUCUCAGAAGGAAGUCAUGUGACUCAGCCCGCUUUUGGUGCUGACUUUCGACACACAAGCUCCAAAAAAAGCAGCAUGACAGGGACAGAGGAAGCGAUGGUGUAACAGCUUGUGAGGAAAUACUUUGCAAAGUAUG
Messenger RNA from Synchiropus splendidus (mandarinfish), 1450 nucleotides. RefSeq names its product complement C5a receptor 1 (gene c5ar1). Lineage: Eukaryota; Metazoa; Chordata; Actinopteri; Syngnathiformes; Callionymidae. Gene Ontology annotation, cellular component: plasma membrane. Bases 157 to 1212 code for a protein of 351 amino acids. Gene Ontology annotation, biological process: inflammatory response; phospholipase C-activating G protein-coupled receptor signaling pathway; chemotaxis. Gene Ontology annotation, molecular function: complement receptor activity; G protein-coupled receptor activity. The transcript is spliced from 2 exons. The record is from RefSeq and is a predicted model, not a curated record.